CACCUUUCUUGGUACUCUCGCCGUCCCUUCCGACCCGGACCCAACAUCGCUCUCUGCAUCCGCCCGCUCGCCUCAACCACGCCCUGCAGCCACUCUCGUUCAUACACAGGCAGAGAAUUAAUCCUAAUAAUUAUUGUUCCGCUCGCGACGACUUCCCGAUCGACUCGUCACCCAAGGCCCGUAUCACUCUAGCGUUCCGUUCUCGUAUUCGUGGGUAAGCAUCUCGCGCCUGACACGGCUUCUCGUCCCGUGGAGGGAGGAUACACUUGCCCCGACACGAGCACAAACACCGCACUCGUACACCCGCAUCUGCCAGACACUCGCCACUGUUCUUCAACAUCGCACGACGUUCUUGUAUCAAGUUACUAACUCGGCACCUUUCAGAAAGCAUUGCCUCUUGUUCCACUGCUUGUCGUUCUCAGCUGCUCCAAUUUGAACCUCUCUGCCGCCAGCACCGCAGAUAAUCACCAUCUUCUCUUCUCUUCGGCCUCUUCACCAUGAAGUCCUUCACUCAGCUCGCUGCUAUCGCGGUCUGCAUCGCCACGGCUGCCGCCCAGUACGCCAUUAACCCGAACUCUGUCAACAACGACACUCGACGAGCCUGGUGCACCAGCCAGAUCACUCAAUGUCCUCUCAUCUGCCUGCAGACUCCCGGCAACAGUGCGACCACCCGAUCCAACACUUGUGACUGGCCAAGUCUCACCUACAGCUGUGUCUGCAGCAACGGUGUCAGUCCCAACAUCAGCGAGUACAGCCAGACCAUUCCCUUCUACAUCUGCCAGGAAUGGGGCAACCAGUGUGUCAGCAACUGCGGAUCUGGUAACUCGGCCUGCCAGUCCGACUGUCGCCAGAACCACCCAUGCGGUGCCCAGAACCCCACUCGCCAAAACACAUCGACUCUCACGGGUGUGGCCAAUGUUGCCGCCGCGACGACCGACGCUGCUGGCCAGACUGUCUACGACGGUAUUCUCGGCGCCACGGCUGCUGCGCAGACUGGCACGAAUCGCAACGCGGGCGCUUCUCUGCGUGUUCUGGCUCUUGGCACUGGUCAAACCUUCGGCUCCUUGGCUAUUGUAGGUUUCGUCUUCGGUGCCUUUGCCGUUCUCCUGUAA
Messenger RNA from Dissoconium aciculare CBS 342.82, 1112 nucleotides. RefSeq lists its product as uncharacterized. The record is from RefSeq and is a predicted model, not a curated record. Lineage: Eukaryota; Fungi; Ascomycota; Dothideomycetes; Mycosphaerellales; Dissoconiaceae. The transcript is spliced from 3 exons. The coding region runs from base 498 to 1112 and encodes 204 amino acids.